Molecule: messenger RNA, 2957 nt
Organism: Oldenlandia corymbosa var. corymbosa
Lineage: Eukaryota; Viridiplantae; Streptophyta; Magnoliopsida; Gentianales; Rubiaceae
Source: the annotation of a GenBank genome assembly
AGUGGUUUGAGUUCAGGGACUUUGGGAUAAACAUGGUAGACGAUGAAGUGGGGAAGAAGCUGAUUAACGGCCACUUCUUUGCUAUAAUCCAACAUCUUUUUCAUGAUUUUAGCAUUAUAUUGUAAAGCCCUUUUCCAGAUUUCCCUACUUCAACACAAUUGCGUUGCUGGGUUCUGCUAAUUCUCAGGCUACACCAUCGCCUUUCGCAUUUUGUUGAAGCUUUCUCGGCCAUGUUCUUUAGGGAUUUUCCUUUUUUUGGAGGUUUCAUGGCUAGGCGACAAGUAAAAUCCUGGUGAUUAUCUUCUUCCCUAAUUUAUUGUACUCUUUUCCUGUUUUGCUUCUGUAAGUAGUUCUUUUAAUGGUAGGAGUUUAAUACUCGUAUAUGGGUUUUGGUAGAAAUCUUAAUUUGUUAAUUGGUAAUUUAUUGAUUCAUUCUUUUAAAUUCUGCUGCUCUUUCAUUUUGGCGGUUUCAGAGUUUAAAGUAAGAGGAAUUCGCUACUUAAUUUCCGUGGCGUACUUCAGAAAAGCUUGCUUGACAAGAUGAUUCUAUGUUUAUCAAGUAAUGCCAGGGGCAGUUCUUCGGAUACUUAGUUUAAUUGGUUUUAGUUCCUUUUAGAUUUCGAGUCUUCAUAUUUUUUAUACGGGGAAUUCUUUGCUCGUAAUGCAUAAUUUGUUGUGACCACCUUGGUGCGAGAAUAUGUUGAAGUUAAUUGUGCAUACUCCUUUUGUAUGAAUUUCUUGUUCUUAUGCAUAUAUUAGUGGAAAUUAUGCUGAUUUUCGAUCAAAUCAGUCUGGCUUCUCUUUCAUAGUUGACUCUGCUGUAUUCGAAAAGUUAAUUAACGUGUUUUUCCUUAAUUACUGAAGAAGGUUGAUGUGGAAUAUUGUUGCAUUUGGUGCAUUUCAGCUGAUUCAGGCUUCUGAUUGAAUAUAUUUGUCAAUAUGGAUAAGUUUGGAGGUUUUGGGUUUGAUGGUAGCAGCAGAAGUGUGAAGAGAAAGAGAAGCAUCCGACACCGGCAUCCACAAGAUGAGUCCCCAUCUAGUUCAGCUUUCUAUGACCAUUCAUCCUUGGCAUCAACACCUUUGUCAGAUAGUAUGAGCAAAGCAUCAAGUGAAGAAAAUGCCUUGAAUGGUGCUUCCUCUAGAUCAGAAAAUGUGAAGCAAAACAUUUCAGAAGCAUCAGAUACUAACCUGUCUGAAGUUGGAACUGUUGUCAAGACCAAAGAUGAAAGAUUACAAACGGGAGAAUCCAAUGAGUCUGCUAUUAGGAAACUGAAGAGGGUGAAGCUUAAGGUUGGUGGUGUUACUCACACGUUACACACCAAAACUUCUUCUGAAGAUUCUUCCUUGGCUGCCUCUUCAUCAUUGAAGACUUCCGAUGUUUCUGAUACCCUCCAUGCUAAGCAUAAACUGAUUUCUGAGGAUCGUCUAGGCGAAGAUCAUCAUGCUCCAAAAGGCAGAGAAAGUCUGCGUGGCAUCCCAUGGAAGGAUUUCUCCAAGAGUGGAAUUAUUAUCAAGAAACCAGCUCUCUCUGUGGGUAGGACAGCUGAACAAGAUGUCUCUGCGAAGCAUUUUGGAAAUAAUGAGUCAUCUCGUAAGAGCAAGCGUGUUCCGAAGAGACGUUUGAUAGCUGAAUCUUUUGAGGAUGAGGAAGAAAAUAGUGAUGAUGAGAUUCGAUAUCUUGAAAAAGUCAGAGGUGUGAGAUAUAGUUCAAGUUAUAUAGCAGAAGCAAUAGAUGAAGAAGGAAGUGGGAAACAGCGGAGUCUUUCUGGGGUCAUUCAUAGCGAGCUUUAUGGUAAUGAUGUUGAUAUGAGAUAUAACAGCUCAACAUCAGACAAGGAGAGUAAUAAGUCAAGGUCAAUGCGAGCAUCUGAAGAUAGUGACUAUUUUGAAGAUGAAGAAUUGUUGUCUGAUGAUGAUGAGCCUGAACUAAAGAAGAAACGGAGCAAGGAGUUUAUAGAUGUCUCUGGGUUGUACAAGGAGGAAAUGGCUAUCACUACUCGCCAGAGGGCACUCAAAAGUGGCAGGGCUUAUUCCUCCACUUUUGGUUCUAACUUAAUUGAGUUCCCACAUGGAUUACCACCUGCUCCGCCUAAAAAGCCGAAGGAAAAGCUGUCUGAGGUUGAGCAGCAAGUAAAGAAAGCUGAGGCAGCUCAAAGACGUCGGAUGCAACAAGAAAAGGCUGCUCAGGAAGCAGAGGCUGAGGCGAUUCGGAAAAUUCUGGGCCAAGAUUCCAGUAGGAAGAAGCAAGAGGAUAAGCUUAAGAAGCGACAAGAGGAGCUGGCUCAGGAAAGGGCUGCGAAGACAGUUCUGCCUUCAAAUUCGGUGAGAUGGGUGAUUGGCCCUUCCGGAACUACAGUUACAUUCCCUGAUGAGAUAGGCCUUCCAAGCAUACUUGAGUCCAAACCUCUAAGUUAUCCCCCUCCACGUGAAAACUGCGCCGGCCCUUCUUGUACAAAUGCAUACAAGUACCGUGAUGCAAAGUCAAAACUGCCUCUCUGCAGCCUUGGUUGCUACAAGGCAAUCCACGAGAAAAUGCCAAGCGUAGCUUCUUUUUAGAGUUGAUUAACUUUAAGCUGUUCUCCAAAAAAAAAAAAAAAAAUAAAGGAAAAGCUUUUAGCUAGUUUGUUUUGCGGAAUCUCUGUGUAAAGUUAAUUCGUUUAGUGCUUGUAGCCGUAGGAAUGGCUAGCUGUAGACUGUAGUAUGUGUAGCUUCUCAUAUUAGAUCCUAGAGGAUGUAGGGCAAGAACUUGACUAAUUUCUCAGUAAGAAUGUAAAAAUAUGCACUCACCAGUAAAAGAGUGAAUGUGAUGCUUCAAUUCGAGCUUGGUUUAGCUCAAAUUUUGGUUUUGGUAAGAACACUUUGUCUCCCAAUGCAAAUGAAGGGCACCGCCUAUUUGCUCUCUUAAGAAGUGACUCCAUGUUAUAUACCCAUCUUCCUCAGAGGUUACUGUAUUAAUC